CCGGAGCAAUUGCAGCUGCCGAGGAGCCAAACUCGGUGGCUGCGAGUAUGUUGGUCCAGCGUCCCCCCCCAUCCCCGACCGUCAUUUGAUUUGUCCUAAGGGAUAACCGCUGACUGGGGUGGCGUCUCCAAGCCGAUCCUUUGCUGAUAAGCCUGGUGCCGAGUCUUCAGCGUGAAGACAAAAGAGGAGUUUUCUCUUCCCAGUAGGAUUUUCUGCUUUGAAUGACAGAGAAAGGGGGAAAACCAAACCGCUUGGCGCUCCUUGCGGGCGAGACGUUUCAGAGGCUCCUUUCCCCCUUCCGCGUGCCGGGACACAAUGGAGCUUUUCAAGCUGAGUUUCAGUUGCAUUUGCCUCCUUCCUUGGCUUGAGGUAUCAGAGGGGCAUGGCUUCCUCAUAAAGAACACCCGGCUGGAAAAGUGCAUUCACAUCUCUCACCACGAGCCUGACAGCAUCGGCCUGACUGACUGCAAGCUGCACUCCCAGCAGCAGCAGUGGAGCUGGAACCCCACCACCAAGACCAUCGUCAGCCUUAAAACGAAGCAGUGCUUGUCGGCCCACAAGACGCACAAGUAUGUGCUGGCCAAGUUGGAGCCCUGUGGGGCCUGGGAACGCCAAGCGUGGGCCUGCAGCAAGAAGGGACACUUGACUUUGCAAAGCCUGGGCUUCCACCUCAGCACCAAGGAAGGAGGCCAUAAGGUCUUUGUCUCAAGGGAGAAGGACAAGUACAGUAAGUGGAAGACUUUAGCAGAUGAAACCAUCUGUGCUGCUGCCCGGAUGGCAGCUGCGAGGCCUGGUGAACCAACACAAGAAGCUGUAGACAGACUGGUCUGGAUAUAUGAAACUAAAACCAUUGAGUCCUCAAAGACCCAUGCUGCGGACAGGGAACCUUCCAUGGGCUUGAUCAACCCACCUCUGACUACCGAAUUUAACAGUACAGCUUCUCCAGCGAAGACUAAACAGGCACACCUCCCAACAAACGAGGAUCCAUCCCACAGUUACUCUAAAAAGCACCAUGGAAAUCGAGGGAAAAGCUCUGGGACCAGGCUUGGAGGCACCAACUGGAAGACAGCCAUGCUAGUCCUCAGCCCCUUGGCAUUCAUACUGGGAUUAAUAAUACUGACGCUGAAUGUUCAUUACAACAAGAAGAAGAAAAUCCUCUCCGCUUUGAAGAGCUCCCCACAUAGCAGCAGAGUUGACUUACGGGAGCAGCCUCCACCACCAAGAGGCCCACAGCCAUACACUCCCCCGUCUCGCUCCCCUUCCUUGAGGCAUGGGGAGAUCCUCAUUGAGUGGAAAGACGGGACUGUCACUCCUCUUUUUGAUAAUGCCAAUUAUCAAAUGGACUAGCUCCAAAAUAACUGAGCUGUUGU
This is a messenger RNA of Struthio camelus australis, 1370 nucleotides long. RefSeq lists its product as uncharacterized. Lineage: Eukaryota; Metazoa; Chordata; Aves; Struthioniformes; Struthionidae. The record is from RefSeq and is a predicted model, not a curated record.